AUGGCCGACACAGAACUUGUCGGGCGUCAGUCAUUCCAACAGACAUUCUCACGCACUUUUGCCCCGUUGAUCGUCACCAGCGCCGUGUCCGUCGUGCUGGUGCUACUGCGAAACCACGCCUUCCACGGCGACGCUGUACAGCACGCGUCUGCGCGUCGAGCGACGCCCGACAGCAUGCUGCGCAACCGCGAGGCACGCCGCAUCGCCGACGACGACGACAGCCAGAGCGAGGACUCCAUCACGCUCAGCUCCGUGGAAGACUUCUUCGCCUCCGUGCUGGACGACAUCCUCGUCGGCUUCGGCAGCGCCCAGCUGGCCAUCGCAGACGACGUCCAGCUUUCUCUCGACGCCCGUGCAACUGUCGAGGCCCUCCAUAUCGGGAAACCAGUCUACAUCUUCGCCGUAUUGGUUGUCAACAUCCUCCUUCUGCUCGUCUUGUUGCAGCAGUCUCUCCACACGGGGAGACGUCUCGCCCUCGAUCUCGACACUGGCCGUGAGGGACUCGAGGGGGGAGAUUCUUGGGAGAGACUCAGGGUGCAGCUGGCUGUGAAUAAGGGGCUGUUGCAUGCACAGGAGGGGGGGUACACACCUGCUCUGAUUCCUAGAUAG
Molecule: messenger RNA, 609 nt
Organism: Penicilliopsis zonata CBS 506.65
Lineage: Eukaryota; Fungi; Ascomycota; Eurotiomycetes; Eurotiales; Aspergillaceae
Exons: 1
Coding region: 1-609 (202 amino acids)
Source: RefSeq, a predicted model, not a curated record